AUGAGCGAUAAAAGUCGAGGAAAAGGGGUUCAUAGGGCUGACUUCCGAAGAGUUGCAGAUAAAGUGAAACCAGGGGAAUAUGUUCUCCUUGGGAAAUUGAAGCUUCUGGGGGUUCAAGAUGAACUUUUUAUCCGUGGGGAGAAAGUUGGUCAGAUGGUUCAAAAUCCUUCUGUGACACGACCCAAACAAAAAGAUAUUGUGGAGAUCUCUCAUGCAUGA
Sclerotinia sclerotiorum 1980 UF-70 is the source of this 219-nucleotide messenger RNA. RefSeq lists its product with no specific name. The record is from RefSeq and is a predicted model, not a curated record. The coding region runs from base 1 to 219 and encodes 72 amino acids. NCBI's taxonomy places the organism in Eukaryota, Fungi, Ascomycota, Leotiomycetes, Helotiales, Sclerotiniaceae. The transcript has 2 exons.